This is a messenger RNA of Symbiodinium necroappetens, 3117 nucleotides long. The record is from the annotation of a GenBank genome assembly. Lineage: Eukaryota; Dinophyceae; Suessiales; Symbiodiniaceae.
AUGGCGCCUGCCCCUGCGAUGCGUGAGGAUGCUCGGGAUGUGUGGCUCCAACCUGCGGAGGAGGAAGUCCAGCUUGUGAUGGAGCGCCUUAAAGUGGAUUCCGAAGAGGCACGCCGAGUCCUGUCGAAGGGUCUCCCACCAGGAUGGCUUGCAUGCCGCACAGAUGACGGCGAAGCCUACUAUCACAAGCCCAGCACAGGUGUGUCACAAUGGCAACAUCCUGGUCGCGCCUGGAUACCUUCAGACAUGAGCCAGCUGGCUGCCUCACUCAUGCGGCCUCGACGCAAAGGGGAAGCUGGAGCAGACUGCGAGUCGCAAGAGACCUCGGCUGCUCAUUCAGUGUACGAUGCACGCAGCCGCCACGUGGAGCUAGACACCCCUGACACUUUGUUCACCGCUACGCCGAGCAUCGUGCGCGAAGAUGUCGUUGGCCGUGCAUUUGCGCUCCGGAACAUCCUCACGCCGGCGGAAGCUGCAACCUACGUGGCCUCAGCCCAGAGAAGCGGUUUUGGCCACAGCGAUGUGUCACGGGAGUUCCCUGCAUCGCUGCGGAACAAUUCGCGUCUGAUCCACUUCAGCGAUGCGCUUGCUCUAGCCUUGUACAGACGGCUAGCACCCUACCUUGCGCAUCGCGACGUGUAUCUCGUGCAGCCGAUGGGCUUCGGGGCCGAGGGUCGAUGGAAGCCGGUUGGCAUCAACCCGUGCUUUCGCAUCUCGCAGUACAAGGAGGGAGAGCACUUUGCAACUCACUGCGACGGGAUGUAUGCUAACGACAACGACGAGUGCAGUAUCUACUCCGUCGUCAUGUACCUGAACGAGGACUACGAGGGUGGCGAGCUUGAAUUCACCGACUCCGGCAAACGCUUCCGGCCGACAGCCGGCACUGCAGUGCUGCUUCCACACGACCUUUCACAUGCUGGACUUGAGGUCAGCAAGGGCAUCAAGUAUGUGGCUCGGAGCGAGCUCAUGUUCCGCUGCGUGGAUCGCCGUCCCCCGCCGUCAAUUCCAAAGUAUGCUGACGAUCCCUUGUUCCGGCGCAUGGCGGCCCUCUACGAGCAGAUAGGGGAUUUGGCUGCAAAGGGAGAUGCCUCAGUGACCACCAAGGCUUAUCAGGAGGCGCUUGGCCUGCAGAUUGCACACCAGGGAACUGAUGCCAAGCGACGUGCCACGAACCCCCUCCCUUUCGAGGAGAAGUCACUGGAGCACAUCCUUGGCUUUCUGCAUCCUCUGGAGGUCGCGAACAGCUCCUCUGUAUGCUUCAGAUGGCACAACGUCACACUGGCAGGUGCGCUCUGGCAGAGCUUUUGCCGACUUCGAUGGCCGAACGACAGUGAGGUGUUGGAAGGACUGGCCUAUGACUUGGAGCCGGAGUUGAAGGACUGGAUGGGCAUCUACCGAAGGCAACACAUCCUCGAAGGAAGUGCUCCAGUUUGUGUGGUUUUCUUAGCCUCCACUAUUUCAUGCUGGGCAGACGGAGCUGAGCAGGAGACCUGUGUGCCGGCCAUUUUCUCGCAUGAUGUGGAUGGCGUUAGAUGGGACUGCUCCUUCAAGCAGAGAGUUGGCUGGAUUUGCGGUGGCAACCUCUUGGACAAGAAGCGUUUCUGGCACGGCAACGCACAGGCGCUCAAUGCGCGGCGCUUGGAACAACCAAAGCGAGGAUAUGCUUUUGAAGGAAACAGUUCAUGUGGUGGCGAGUACACGAUGCCGGAUGUUGGCAAGGUCGAUUUUCAAACAGUGGCAGAGGCAUUCUCUUGGGCAUUCCGAAAGCUGGGAAUCAGGGCGACCGACUACCAGCUGGUUGCCCCGCUCCUACCGGGCUUGCUGAAGCAGACGGGUCGUGCGCGGCUGGCGCAGAUAUUGACGCAGCGGUUUGAGGUCCCCCGGCUCUCCUUCGUCGACGCACCCCUCUGCGCCCUGCGUGCCCGAGGGCUCAAGACUGGAACUGUGAUCUGGGGAGAGGAGCUGAGCAGGUCAGCCGUGUUUUUCUACUUGGAUGAUGAAGAAGUGCUGGUGUCCCAGGACUUCCACUUCAACUCGGCCAAAGUAGAGGACGUGCUCUUGCUUCUGGCCCAGGCAAGAAACUUGGGCCCCGACCGAUGCGCCGCUGUGCUGGCAGACGUGGUUUUGUCGCCACAGCCGUACUUGCAGGAGGAGAACAGACGGGGUCCGGGGAUCAACCGCACCCCGCCUGCCUGGGCUGAUCCUCAAACGCUGAAGGCAGCUUUGGACCUUCUCCACAUCGCCACUCGCCUUCACGAGCCUUUGGCCGCGGACGUUCUUUGCGGGGCAAGGUCUAUGGCGGGUGAUUUGCCACUCGUGGCGCCACCUGCUGUCUCCCACAUGUGGCAAUGGCGCGUACAUGCUGACGGACAGUGGCUUGUGCUGCCGCGGUAUGUGGCAGGGGUCUUCGAGGGCGCGCUUCGUGCAGGCCACAGGUACGCUGCCGUUCAGACGCGAACUCGCUACUGGCCGGGCCACAGCGGCCCCGCGCACACCCUCUACUUAGUAGCAGAUCUGGAUUCGGAUUCCUGCCGUGUGGCCUUGUGCAGGUCAGCCUUUGCCAAUGUACCCUUUGCCCCAUAUAUUAUCAGAUCAGAGCUCGGGAAGGAUAUGCCUUGUCAGCCCAUUGGUGAUUGGUGCAGGUUGACUCGGUUUGUUCGCGGGAAGCCCUCUGAGACUCCGGAUCUGCGCAAGCCGGAAGACAUCGAAAGGGAGUCAAGGAGUCAGGAGGAGGUGGUCGCCGUUGAAGGGCCAGCUGUCCACGUCCGCAACCUCGCAGGACGGCUCGUCUUCUCGAUGCCGACCGACAAGGUGCUGGCCUGCGGAAUGCUGGAGUUCACGGAGCAGCCUGCCCUGAGCCUCGGGGUGGAGGCAACCCGCCUCAAGCUCCUCGAUGGCGCAGAGGAGCUGGAUCCGCACGAAGACUUGGUUCGGCGCAUUUCGUCUCAUGAAGUGUCGGAGUUCCAGGUGCUAAUUUGCCCCAAGACUGCCACAGACCCCCGAGAAAACGAACCGCGUGAGUCCAUCCCAGAAGAUCUUCCUGGAUGUCAAACCGAGACCGGCUACGACAACUUCAUGAACGCCAUCAACAAGAUCCAGGAAAAUAGGCAGUUUUAA